Molecule: messenger RNA, 540 nt
Organism: Pneumocystis carinii B80
Lineage: Eukaryota; Fungi; Ascomycota; Pneumocystomycetes; Pneumocystales; Pneumocystaceae
Exons: 4
Coding region: 45-494 (149 amino acids)
Biological process (GO): RNA polymerase II preinitiation complex assembly; transcription initiation at RNA polymerase II promoter
Cellular component (GO): nucleus; transcription factor TFIID complex
Molecular function (GO): transcription coactivator activity; protein heterodimerization activity
Source: RefSeq, a predicted model, not a curated record
CAAAAUCUGUGCUUAAAUAUCAGUUUAAGAAGGAUAUUUUGAUUAUGUCUCAGGAAAAAAAGAAUCAGAACAAAACAGCAGAAGAAGAAGAAGAAAUAAAUAAUUAUGGCACAUCUAUUUUACCAUAUAAUACUCAAUGGACACAGCUUGAAAACCAGGAAAAACAGAGAUUAAAGAUUUUAUUGGAUAGUUUUAAUGAGGAUCAAAUGAGACGUUAUGAAAUCUUUCGCCGGGCGAAUAUUGAUAAAUUAAGUCUUAGAAAGAUGGUGAAUUGUAUUUUAAAUCAAAGUAUUACGCCGAAUAUUUGUAUUGUUAUUUCUGGGUUUGUUAAAGUAUUUAUUGGGGAAAUUGUUGAGAAAGCAUUGGAUAUUCAAAAAAAAUGGGGACAUUCGGGGCCAUUAGCGCCAGAACAUUUAAGGGAAGCGUAUCGAUUGUAUAAACAAGAAACUAAACGAAUACCGCAAAAUAGAACAAUUAGACGUUUAUUUCGAUAAUUUAUUAUAGAAAGAAAUGAUAAUAUAAUGUUAUCGAUAGAAAGAG